AAUAAUAUGAUAAGCAUAAUGUGAAAAAUUGUUAAAAGUAAAAAGUGGUUACUAAUAACGUAAAAUUAUGGGAUUAAUGAAAAAAAUUUCAUAUUAUUUCAAUUAAAACUUGUCAAUUUUUAUUCAGUAACACAAAUCAAGUAUUUUUUAUUUUAAUUCCUCAUAUUUGUAUUAAUUUUAUUAAUAUGGCUUCAAGUGGUGAUCAUCGUCGAAAAUGGGACCGAGACGAGUACGAAAAAAUGGCCAGAAAAAGGCUCACAGACGAUAUAGAAGACGAUCAUUCGAAAGAAACGUCACCCGUAAAAAGAGAAAUGUUAAAACAAAGAGACUAUCGUGUUGACUUGGAUUCAAAAUUAGGAAAAAGUGUAGUGAUUACUAAAGCUACUCCGUCAUCUCAAAGUGGAGGGUACUACUGUAAUGUGUGCGAUUGUGUUGUUAAGGACUCUAUUAACUUUUUGGAUCACAUCAAUGGAAAAAAACAUCAAAGAAAUUUAGGGAUGUCAAUGAAAAUAGAAAGAUCUUCAUUAGAUCAAGUUAAAAAACGAUUUGAAACUAAUAAAAAGAAAAUGGAAGAAAAAAAGAAAGAUUAUGAUCUAGAACAACGUUUAAGAGAAUUAAAAGAAGAAGAAGACAAAUUAAAAGAGUACCGAAAAGAAAAGAAAAAAGAAAAAAAGAGGAAACACGAUGAGCUGGAGGAUGAAUCUCAAAAUGAUGAGAUGGCGGCAUUAAUGGGAUUUUCAGGUUUUGGUUCAUCUAAAAAAUAAAUAUUUGAUUUUUUGAUAAAUAAUUAUGUUUAAUAGUAAUGCAAUAAUACAUAAAUUACAAUUAAUUAACCAUAAAUAACUUUUUGUAUGAUUAGUAAUAUUCAUGACUCCCUUUUUCUUCGGUGUUUUUAAAUCACACUAAACAGCAAAUGCCAGCAUAACUAAAAAAAAAUGUGUAUCAUAAUUAGUAAUAAAAGAUAAAAUUAAGUAA
Adelges cooleyi (spruce gall adelgid) is the source of this 975-nucleotide messenger RNA. RefSeq names its product zinc finger matrin-type protein 2. Gene Ontology annotation, cellular component: spliceosomal complex; U4/U6 x U5 tri-snRNP complex. The transcript has 5 exons. Gene Ontology annotation, biological process: mRNA splicing, via spliceosome. The record is from RefSeq and is a predicted model, not a curated record. The coding region runs from base 186 to 764 and encodes 192 amino acids. Gene Ontology annotation, molecular function: zinc ion binding; nucleic acid binding. NCBI's taxonomy places the organism in Eukaryota, Metazoa, Arthropoda, Insecta, Hemiptera, Adelgidae.